AUGAAGUAAUAAUUUGUGUUGUCAGUCGGACUUAAAUAUUCAAAUGUUCAGUCGUUUCUCAGUCUAUCGUACAAUAUUUCUUAAAUCCUUAAAAGUAAGAUUAGUUUAAUGUAUCAAGAUUUAUUAGUUAAUAAAGGUUAACUCGGGAUUGACAACAAUAUACUUCACAAUUGCUGACGAAUAAUAUUUUAAUGAAAAUGUCUUCUGAAACUCCUAGGGUAUUAUCAAUCCAAAGCCAUGUCGUUCACGGAUAUGUUGGUAAUAAAAGUGCCGUUUUCCCUCUUCAAAUUUUAGGUUUUGAAGUUGACGCUAUAAAUUCUGUACAAUUUUCAACACAUGGGGGAUAUGUACAUAAACAUAAAGGAACAAUAUUGAAAAAUGAGGAAAUGGGAGCUCUUAUUGAAGGUCUUAUGUUGAAUGAAGUUGAUUAUUUUACACAUUUUCUUACUGGAUACUCAAUGUCCCCUGAUUCAUUAAAACAAAUUGCCCAAAUCAUUAAAAUGCUCCGACAAAAAAAUCCAAACUUAAUAUAUGUAUGUGAUCCGGUAAUGGGUGACAAUGGGAAAAUGUAUGUGCCAGAAGCUAUCCUUCCAGUUUACAGGGAUAUUGUAAUACCUUUAGCCGAUAUAAUAACCCCGAACCAGUUUGAAGCAGAAUUGAUAACUGGCUUGGAAAUGAAAGAUCUCACCGGAGCCCUCAAAGUUAUAGAUGCACUACAUAAUAUAGGAGCCAAAACUGUUGUUCUCUCUAGUACUAUAUUGGGGGAUGAGACCAAUAUGAUUGCUAUUGCCAGUAAUAAAGAGUCCUGUUAUCAGAUCGAAAUACCAAAAAUAAACGCAUCAUUUACCGGCACCGGAGACUUGUUUGCGGCCUUGUUCCUAGCUUGGUCUCAUAAAACUAACAAUAACUUGAAACUGACGCUUGAAAAGACAAUAGCGACGCUCCAACACGUCGUCAAGGACACUUAUGAGAAAGCUAGAGAGUUGCAACCAACUGGCAACAUUUCACCAGCAUUGUUGGAAUUGAAAUUAAUUCAAAACAAAGCUACUAUUGAGGAUCCAAAGAUUAUUAUAAACAGCAUAGAAAUUAGAACUUAAGAAGAA
Messenger RNA from Vanessa tameamea, 1103 nucleotides. It is a transcript of the gene Pdxk, whose product is annotated as Pyridoxal kinase. The record is from RefSeq and is a predicted model, not a curated record. The coding region runs from base 192 to 1097 and encodes 301 amino acids. Gene Ontology annotation, molecular function: pyridoxal kinase activity. Gene Ontology annotation, biological process: pyridoxal 5'-phosphate salvage. The transcript has 5 exons. Lineage: Eukaryota; Metazoa; Arthropoda; Insecta; Lepidoptera; Nymphalidae. Gene Ontology annotation, cellular component: cytosol.